AUGGAGAGCAUAAGUAACAUAACAUUUUCAACUUUCUUGCUGACUGGCAUUCCUGGCCUAGAGUCUGUCCAUGCCUGGAUCUCCAUUCCUUUCUGUUGUCUUUAUGCCAUCGCUGUCUCUGGGAACAGCAUGAUCCUCUUUGUCAUCAUUGUUCAACAGAGUCUCCAUGAGCCUAUGUACUACUUCCUCUCCAUGUUGUCAACCAUGGAUUUGGGCUUAACAGUUUCUACAAUGUCAACAACAUUAGCUAUACUAUGGUUUAAUGCAAGGGAAAUCAGUCUUGAUUCCUGUAUUACUCAAAUGUUUUUCCUUCAUGGAUUUACUGCAAUGGAAUCUGGAGUACUGGUUGCUAUGGCCUUUGACCGCUAUGUGGCUAUAUGUAACCCUCUGAGGUAUACUAUAAUUCUCACCAAUUCCAGAAUCAUUCAGUUGUGUCUAAUAAUUAUAAUACGCACUGUCUUUUUAAUUGGAACAGUACUGGUGCUACUGAAGCCCCUUUCUUUUUGUAGAACAAAUGUUCUUAUCCACUCCUACUGUUAUCACCCAGAUGUGCUUAAAUUAUCAUGUUCAGAUACUAGGACCAAUAGUAUCUUUGGGUUAUUUGGACUUGCCCUGACAACAGGGAUAGAUAUACCAAGUAUUAUUGCCUCUUAUAUUUUGAUCAUCCGCUCUGUUCUCAGUAUUGCUUCUCCUGAAGAACGACACAAGGCCUUUAGCACCUGUGUCUCCCACAUUGGAGCAGUUGCUAUUUUCUACAUCCCCUUGAUGAGUUUGUCAUUGGUACAUCGGUAUAGUCAUUCAGCACCCAAAGUAGUUCAUUCAAUGAUGGCCAAUAUAUACCUUAUUUUGCCUCCAGUGCUCAACCCUAUUAUAUAUAGUGUAAAAACUAAACAGAUUCGCAAAGCUAUUCUCCGUCUUCUUCUUACAAAUAAGCAAAAAUAA
Molecule: messenger RNA, 942 nt
Organism: Suncus etruscus (white-toothed pygmy shrew)
Lineage: Eukaryota; Metazoa; Chordata; Mammalia; Eulipotyphla; Soricidae
Product: olfactory receptor 51F1-like
Exons: 1
Coding region: 1-942 (313 amino acids)
Biological process (GO): G protein-coupled receptor signaling pathway
Cellular component (GO): membrane
Molecular function (GO): G protein-coupled receptor activity; olfactory receptor activity
Source: RefSeq, a predicted model, not a curated record